This is a messenger RNA of Caenorhabditis remanei, 1023 nucleotides long. RefSeq lists its product as uncharacterized. The coding region runs from base 1 to 1023 and encodes 340 amino acids. The transcript has 3 exons. Gene Ontology annotation, molecular function: protein binding. Lineage: Eukaryota; Metazoa; Nematoda; Chromadorea; Rhabditida; Rhabditidae. The record is from RefSeq and is a predicted model, not a curated record.
AUGACGCUAACCGACCUUCCUAUUGGUUUCUUUGACCAACUUUUAGAAUAUUCCGGAUUUCGAGAAAUCUUCUGCCUCCGAAAGGUGUGUCGUGGCCUCCGUGACUAUAUAGACACGACAAAACCCGAUUUAAAACUCACCCAGCUAUUCAUAACUCUUCGAGAAGAGAAACUAUAUCUUACUUUACAAUUUCGAGAUGAACAGGUUGUAGUUGAGUACAGAAACGGUUAUGGAUCGAAUCUUUUUGACUUUCACUGCGUGGUGUCGGAUGGAGAGGUUGUGAAGACUUUGAAGGGAGAGAGAUGCAUGGAUGUAUUUUUUGGAGAUUUCAGACUGCAGAAGACUAAAUUAAAAUCUUUGAAAUUGAGUCAGGAGGCAAAAUACAACGAAAUUUUAUUCGAAGAACAAACCAGUAGAAAUCUAAUCGAAAGACUUGAGGAAUGUUUCAAAGCUAGAAGCUGCAGACUACAAACUACAGAAAUUAAUCUUCAAACCUUUUCUAUUCUUCAAGUGCUUUCGAUUCUACCGUACUUGGAACCGGAAAAUCUGAAAAUCAUUGAAUUAAUGCUUCCAACUGUUCCAUAUAACAAAGACACCGGUUCAAGAACAUGGAGAACGGAGAAAUUGGAGGAGCUGGAGCAAUGGCAAGUGGCAGAGUCCUUGAUGAUUUCGAAAGAUAUCUGCAUUGGUUCCAUUAUUAAUUUUCUUCAUUUCACCCAUGUUUGUGUGACUUUUUACUCAAUUUCCGGGAGAGAUCUGCUGACUAUCAAAAACAUUCUUCUCGACGAUGACAGAGUCCAUGAAUUCUUUUUCAAGUACAAACACCUUUAUCACGGUGAACAAUUUUUUGAAUCUCUUGGAAGGCCAUACAUCGAGGAACAAAAUCCAAGAAAUCUUUGGUAUUUCCGAUUUCCAGAAUCGGAGCAAAUUCUCCGGGUUUGUCAUUGGAGUGCAUCGCUGAUGAUGAGCUUUCAUAGAAAGGAUGUUGAGAGUGUUCCGGUGAAUGCUGUGAUUCAGGAAUAA